Molecule: messenger RNA, 198 nt
Organism: Loa loa (African eye worm)
Lineage: Eukaryota; Metazoa; Nematoda; Chromadorea; Rhabditida; Onchocercidae
Exons: 2
Coding region: 1-198 (65 amino acids)
Source: RefSeq, a predicted model, not a curated record
AUGGAACGAUCGGUAAGAAACGUGAAGCGAAUGUUGCGCGAGAAUGUUACUCGCUUUCUAGAGCACGCUGACGGACGUGAAGUGACCAUCACUGUAACGGCGCGACUUGUCAAGAAACAUCUUAGCAGCUUGGUGAUUCUUGGCCUUGGUUCACUAGUGUCCUUGAUGGCUUGGUAUUUCUUGGUCCUGAUUCAUUAG